AGGGUAUAAUCAUAUAGAAGACUACGAAACCCGCCUGGGAACGCUAUAGCUCGGAUAUCAACGCGAUCGAUUUGAGCAGUGUGGUAAGUCGUAUUGUCCUACUUUGAUCGACCUGGCGGUUCAGAAUAGAGUUCGAGGUGUUAUUGUCUUUAUCUCUCCAUCUUGGCUAUCCAAUGAGUACUCGCAUAUUUUGGGUGUGGGUUUCCCCGACUUUGAAGAGCUAGCGGUGAAAAUCAAGGUUGAUACAUACACGUUCAAGGCAAUUGCCAUCGUUCGAAGAAAGUGAUGAUCAGUAUGGCCGUGAAUAUUUGAAUGUUGAUUGAAUAAAUUCGUUGAAUGCCGAUCGGAGAUUUGCGGCAAUUGCCAAUUGGAAAUGUCGAGACGCGUUCCAACUUUGUUCCGGCGUUCAUUACCUCUUUUUCCUUUUCCUCGUUGAAGAUGUUUGGGUGUCUCAAAAGGAGCAUCUUUUCGCAGACCUUCAGGCCUGGACGAAACGUGACUUUACCAACGCGUCGCUUUGCCGGUAGCACUUCCUCAGCGCACUCCAUCGACUCGGACCAAACAGAGCGAGCAAAGCCCAAGCCUAAAGCAACGACGCCUCUUCGACGUUCUGCGUCAGCUUCCCUUCCCAUUCGUGCUAACCCAACACCAACUCGAAGCGACAUCCAAACUGUUUUUACAUUGACCACUGCCGAGCGCUACCUUCUACCCAAGUUUCGUGCACAUCCUAACCUUAUUCAUAAUGCUCGACCUUUUCAUGAAUCCUGGUGGUUCCCUCGUUGGGGUCCAAAAGAUAGAGAGGGCGAAGUCUUUGUGUUUGCUAACGGCAGUUUCGUCUGCUGGGGGCUUGGCGAGCAGGACGCUCGCAUGUUCGCAUCCGAAGUAAUCCAUCGGGUACCAGGUAUCGAGGUUGCAUCAUUGAAAGAGGCAGAAACGGAGGAGCUGGAGUUCGUGACUGAUCCAACUGAGACAACUCGGUUACAGGGUGACUUGAUUAUACUUGGCCAGACCUCUACUCCUCCAACAUCCUCCGACCUUCCGUCAAUGGUUUUCCCUAGCGAAAGUGUUCUUAGUCGCUAUGCUUUUUCACAAGCUUUGUCCCGUUCAACCGCGCUUUCCGCUUUGGAAGUGUCAUUAGACGAGUACCUCUCAUCGAUGGCCCUACUUCCGCAUUCUCUUGAGAAGACUGGGAAGCCAGGACUGGGGAGGGAGGCACUAAUCAAAAAAUUGGGCCAGCUCAUGAAAUUCAGGCAAGGUCUGAAUUUGAAUCGUGAAAAUUUCAGUGACGUACCAGACUUUUACUGGACGGAGCCUGAGCUUGAACAUCAUUUCAACUCAUUGACCGAUGCGCUUGAGGUCAAGCAAAGAACAGAUUCUGUGAAUGACAAAAUCACGUACGCAGCAGAGCUCCAAUCUGUCCUGCGACAGCUGCUGACUGAGUCUUCCUCGCACAUGCUUGAGCUGGUCAUUAUCGCGCUCAUUGCUGUGGAAGUUGUCAUAGCGCUCAUUCGCGAUGGUCCUGAGCUCUGGCAUAUGGUCAAAGGGACAGGAAGCGGUGGGAAGAAAAGUGCUGGAGAGACAGAUAUUUAGAUUGAGGCUUGAUAGAUGUCAUUAGUUUUGGAUAUAAAAGAAUCUCAACCCAAAGGGUGAAGUCGGAACCGACGUUGUCACUCUUAGGUUUGUUGGCAUGCGAAAGACCUUCGUUGCAUUUAUUCUUU
This is a messenger RNA of Desarmillaria tabescens, 1718 nucleotides long. RefSeq lists its product as uncharacterized. The transcript is spliced from 6 exons. Gene Ontology annotation, biological process: positive regulation of mitochondrial translation. The record is from RefSeq and is a predicted model, not a curated record. NCBI's taxonomy places the organism in Eukaryota, Fungi, Basidiomycota, Agaricomycetes, Agaricales, Physalacriaceae. Bases 337 to 1590 code for a protein of 417 amino acids.